AUUCUGCGCGAUGUCAACCAAGUGAGCCAGGCUGAGUUCAUUCGCGGCAAUCGAUGCAUCUUUUCUCCCGAACCGGUGGAAGCUUAACAUGAGCUGCGAAAUGCCUCUGAAGUUCGUGACCUCAACCAGAGGUAGGCCAAUGCUUUGUGUGGGAGGUUUUGUCUUCCGCAAAGACCGAAGCACGCUUGAUAAGACAACGUGGCGUUGCGAGGAGGAAACUUGUCGAGCUCGCAUCAGCACCGCGGACGGCACUCAUAGUGAUCCACCUGAACACAUGCACGCCCCGGAUUCAGUCGGAAUCGAUGUCCGCGAGAGAUUAGAUUGCCUACGUAAAUCUGCGGUUCAGAAGACCUACGCGAAGUCGACCGCGUUGGUUGCCGCAGCUGUCAGCGAGGUCAGCUCACGCUCGACGCUGGGCAGUUUGCCGAGACCAGACCUACUCCGAAGACAGGUCUUGCGCGCGAGAAAACGAGAAUAUUCCCCGAUGCAUCCGACGAACCCCUUACGAAGAGAAGACUUGGUGAUUCCAGAUUUUUUGAAGAUGACCACCAAAGGUGACCCCUUUUUACUGUACGACUCUGGGGAAGGGGACUGCGAAAGGAUGAUAAUCUUCGCCACCCCCGAUAAUCUCGAGCUACUGAAGACAUGCGGCGAGUGGUUCUUAGACGGAACCUUCAAAGUUUGCCCCCUGAUUUUUCAUCAGAUGUACAGCGUCCUCGUGAAGAUUUCCGGCUCUCACAAAACUGUUCCCGUCGUGGAUUCCUUGAUGCCGGGGAAAACAUCGAGAACUUACAGACGAUUUCUGACAAUCCUGACCAGCUUCCUCGAUGACUUUCGGCCAGAGAGCCUUUGGCGCCACAUACAAGCAGACGCCACGCUCCGUGAUAAAUAUCUGCGGGAAAAUGAUUUCUCUCUGGACGUCCGUAUGUUUGCCGCAAUCGCCUUUGUUCCGCUAGGCAACGUACAGACUGCUUUCGAAACCUUGUUAGAAUCCGAAUUCGUCCGAGAGAAUAACUAUAUCCUCACCAAUUUCAUUAAUUAUUUCGAAAAUACAUGGAUAGGUCGUCCUCGCAACCCGGCACUUAUGAAACCUCAAUGGUGGAAUGUUCACGAAGCGACGCUUUCCGGGCAAGGCCGUACCAGCAAUGAGAUUGAAGGAUGGCACGCAGCGUUCGCGGGCAGAGUGGGUGUUAGUCAUCCGACAUUUUUCAAACUCACGGAGCAAUUGAGAUUCGAGCAAGCCUUGACCGAGUAUGCAGUGAUCAAUUUCCGUGCGAAUGGCUCGGAAACUCAACCGAAGAAGAAGUAUCGAGAUCGCCAAAAGAGACUUCUGAAAUUGACAUCGUCGUUCGACAUCCGCAGAACGAUGCAGUUCUUGAAUUCAGUGGCCGGAAAUAUAUCAUUCUAG
This is a messenger RNA of Galendromus occidentalis (western predatory mite), 1408 nucleotides long. RefSeq lists its product as uncharacterized. Lineage: Eukaryota; Metazoa; Arthropoda; Arachnida; Mesostigmata; Phytoseiidae. The coding region runs from base 89 to 1408 and encodes 439 amino acids. The record is from RefSeq and is a predicted model, not a curated record. The transcript has 4 exons.